Messenger RNA from Pelobates fuscus (common spadefoot toad), 1188 nucleotides. It is a transcript of the gene RAD1, whose product is annotated as RAD1 checkpoint DNA exonuclease. Gene Ontology annotation, cellular component: checkpoint clamp complex; nucleus. Lineage: Eukaryota; Metazoa; Chordata; Amphibia; Anura; Pelobatidae. Gene Ontology annotation, biological process: DNA repair; DNA damage checkpoint signaling. The transcript is spliced from 6 exons. The coding region runs from base 118 to 960 and encodes 280 amino acids. Gene Ontology annotation, molecular function: 3'-5' exonuclease activity. The record is from RefSeq and is a predicted model, not a curated record.
CUUUCCCAGCAUGCACCGCGGGAUAACAUGGCCUGCGUCUUUACGUGAUGACGUAGGUGAGCUGUGUGGUUGCAGUCUGUCGGGUUGCAGUGGUCGUGGACAACUUAAGUAUUAAAUAUGUCAUUUUCGCAGCCUGAUGCAAAUGAUGAGCAAUAUGUAUUCACCUGCAGUCUGGACAAUGUUCGCAACCUCUCUAAUAUUUUAAAGGCCAUUCACUUCAAAGACCACGCAGCUUGUUUUGCUACAAAUAAUGGACUUAAAUUUACAGUUGAAAAUUCCAAGUGUCUUCAAGCCAAUGCCUUCAUUCAGGCUGGAAUCUUUCAGGAGUUCAACAUUCAAGAAGAGUCUGUAAUGUUUCGGAUAAAUCUUACUGUUCUCCUAGACUGUUUGAAUAUUUUUGGUGUGAGUGCUGUACCAGGUACAUCAACUGCCUUGAAAAUGUGUUAUCAGGGAUAUGGCAACCCGCUUAUCCUGUUUCUAGAAGAAGGAGGUGUAGUGACAGUGUGUAAAAUUCUCACUCAGGAGCCUGAGGAGACACUGGACUUUGAUUUUUGCAGCACUAAUGUGCUAAAUAAAAUCAUUCUUCAAUCAGAUGGGCUAAGGGAGGCGUUUUCGGAAUUGGACAUGACCAGCGACUUCUUGCAAAUUACAAUGUCUCCUGACAAGCCUUACUUCAGAUUGUCCACGUUUGGCAAUGCAGGAAGCGCUCAUCUAGACUAUCCCAAGGAUUCUGAUCUGAUAGAAGCGUUUCAAUGCACCCAGACCCAAACAAACAGGUAUAAAAUCUCUUUGCUGAAGCCAUCCACAAAGGCCCUCGCUUUAUCCUGUAAAGUUUCUAUCCGGACAGACAACAGAGGCUUUCUCUCUCUUCAGUACAUGAUCAGGAACGACGAUGGCCAGAUCUGCUUUGUGGAGUACUACUGCUGUCCUGAUGAAGAUGUGGAAGAAACUGAGACAUAGGUUCUUUCAAUCAAUUUCCCAGUGUUUAAAGGGAAACUCCAGUGCCAGAAAAACAAUCCGUUUUUCUGGCACUGGAGGGUCCCUCUCCCUCCCACCCACCAAUCCCCGGUUACUGAAGGGAUGAAAACCCCUUCAGUCACUUACCUGGGACAGCGCCGAUGUCCCUCGCCGCUGUCUCCGCCUCCGCGACGCUCAUCCUUGUGAAUGCGUCGGUCUCGCCCACCGGCC